CGUAGCAUAAUCAAGACGUUCCCGCCACUAACAACUCGACGAAACAACAAUAGCUCUAUUGAUUUCAAAACGUACUGAUAUUGAGCUGCUUUUAAAGGUGUCGCUAACUACUGUUGCUUCUGUUCCACUUUAAAAGACCAAAUAGCCGUUCAUAUUUUUCAUUUUGUUGUGGAAUAGUGCUCUAGCUGGGCUUAAGCUCCUUGAACUAAGAUCAAGCUAGGCCAAACGAGUAGCAUUCAGAAUGAAAAUGUCAGAAGAUCAAGUUGUCGAAGAUGACGCUACAUUUCAGGACGAGGAGGAGUCCUUUUUCCAAGACAUUGACCUCCUACAGAAGCAUGGCAUUAAUAUGGCGGAUAUCAAAAAGCUCAAAUUGGUGGGCAUUUGCACCGUUAGGGGAAUCCAGAUGACCACUCGCAAGGCUUUGUGCAACAUUAAGGGGCUGUCGGAAGCAAAAGUAGAAAAGAUUAAGGAGGCUGCAGGAAAAAUGCUGAAUGUUGGAUUCCAGACAGCCUUUGAGUACAGCGCCAAGAGAAAGUUGGUUUUUCACAUUACAACCGGCAGUCAAGAGUUUGAUAAACUGCUGGGUGGAGGAAUAGAGAGUAUGGCUAUCACAGAGGCCUUUGGUGAGUUCCGUACAGGAAAAACCCAGCUCUCCCACACACUCUGUGUCACAGCUCAGCUACCAGGAGAAGAAGGCUACUCAGGCGGGAAGGUCAUCUUCUUAGACACAGAGAACACCUUCCGCCCAGACCGACUGAGAGACAUUGCAGACAGGUUUAAUGUGGACCAUGGUGCCGUCCUCGACAACGUGCUUUAUGCCCGGGCCUAUACUAGUGAACAUCAGAUGGAGCUGUUGAACUUUGUAGCUGCCAAAUUCCAUGAAGAAGGAGGAGUCUUUAAGCUUUUGAUCAUUGAUUCCAUCAUGGCUCUGUUCAGAGUGGACUUCUCAGGCCGAGGUGAGUUGGCUGAGAGACAGCAGAAACUGGCCCAGAUGCUCUCCAGGCUGCAGAAGAUCUCUGAAGAGUACAAUGUUGCUGUGUUUAUUACCAACCAAAUGACAGCUGAUCCUGGUGCAGGAAUGACAUUCCAGGCUGAUCCCAAAAAACCGAUUGGCGGCCAUAUCCUGGCCCACGCCUCCACCACAAGGUUAAGCUUGAGGAAGGGACGCGGAGAAAUGAGAAUUGCCAAAAUAUUUGACAGUCCUGAUAUGCCAGAGAACGAGGCCACUUUUGCUAUCACUGCUGGAGGAAUUGCUGAUGCAAAAGAAUGAAGGAUAAACAAGCAAGUGAUAUAUUAGCAGUUUGCUCUUGCACGUUUAGUGAUUUAAAACUAAUAAUUAAUUAGUUUUUGCUAGAUUUUAACGAGUAGUCAAUGUUUAUGCUUUUAGCACAGUUAGCUGUUGCCUUUUGAUUAAUUUAAGGCAUUUUUAUACUAUUUAUUAUCUCGGUUGUCAUACACAAGUAUGAAAAUAAAAUAUGAGUUAUUUAAGAUACUUUUCAACAUAUUUAUUACAUGCAUUGUCAUGUUGUUUGUCAAUCUUAUGAUUCAAUAAAAUACA
This is a messenger RNA of Entelurus aequoreus (snake pipefish), 1558 nucleotides long. RefSeq names its product DNA meiotic recombinase 1 (gene dmc1). The coding region runs from base 242 to 1270 and encodes 342 amino acids. Gene Ontology annotation, molecular function: ATP hydrolysis activity; double-stranded DNA binding; ATP-dependent DNA damage sensor activity. Gene Ontology annotation, cellular component: nucleus; condensed nuclear chromosome. The record is from RefSeq and is a predicted model, not a curated record. Lineage: Eukaryota; Metazoa; Chordata; Actinopteri; Syngnathiformes; Syngnathidae. Gene Ontology annotation, biological process: chromosome organization involved in meiotic cell cycle; reciprocal meiotic recombination; DNA recombinase assembly. The transcript has 13 exons.